Messenger RNA from Achroia grisella, 616 nucleotides. RefSeq lists its product as uncharacterized. The transcript is spliced from 3 exons. NCBI's taxonomy places the organism in Eukaryota, Metazoa, Arthropoda, Insecta, Lepidoptera, Pyralidae. The coding region runs from base 140 to 616 and encodes 158 amino acids. The record is from RefSeq and is a predicted model, not a curated record.
ACAACAUAGGAAUUUUACAAAUUAUAUUUUAUUAUUAAACAACCUCUCUUUUUUAAUUAUUCACGACAAUCUUAAAGGUCGCGAGGACAAGCAAGUGGUCCUUCGAGACAACUUACAACAGACACGAAGACAAGCAAAGAUGACGACAAUACCUGCUACUGCUGACCAGGGUGAACACGACCGACAGUCCGCCCACGGUAGUCGCAAGACCUCACCUACACCGUCCGCUCGGUCCGACUCCAAUGUGUCAACAUCGAGUGUGGAUAAACUACUAGCAAAAUACAACAACAAAAAAUACAUAAAAACUGAAAUAAAGAGCUUAAUACAGAAAAUGCUAAUUGAAGAGAGAAGAUUACAGGCGCUGGGAGACGAAGACAACCGUAUCACCCCCAGCAGAUAUCAGUCCCGCGAAUCGCAACACCUGCCUACAACUGCAGCGGAGUCUGAGGACGACAGCAUCCAUCAGGAUGUGGGCAAGCGUAUGUUCAGUACAAGUAAUGCAGUAGAAACCUACAUUAUAUCUAGUGAUGACGCGGAGUCUGAGGACGACAUCAUCCAUCAGGAAGUGGGCAAGCGUAUGUUCAGUAUAAGCACAGAUAACAUAAUAUUAGUAUAA